AAAGAGGUGGUUCCAAGUCGUCUUCUCCACUUAAAUCGAUCAACAGGGUUCUCCUCAAAGUAUCUUUAAUCCGAAGAGUCUCUUAAUUACAAAUACCCUGUGAAAGUUGACAUCAUAGCUUUGGUUUUUUUUCACCUCUAAUACAUGUGAUUAUGUCAGGUAAAAGAAGGUCUAUAUGAUUUUUAUGAUGAGAGAGAAGCGAGGGUGAGAAUGAUGCUUUUUGCUUUUUUUUUAACCAGCCUUUCCAGCAAUACUCAGUUGCUGUUUUUUCUGUUUGAGCCUGGAGCAGGAGGCUUCCGUUCUUUGGUAUCUCUUCAUCUUCUUUAGAUCAUUCAAGCUGUCUCCUUCUCUAUUAACCUCCUGAAUUCGGGCUUUCUUUUUCUCUUUCCUUUAUUUCUUUUUAAGUCAUUUUAGCCAUGGUUUUAGCAGAGAUGCUGACAAUGAAACUAGUCCAUUGUCUACUUCUCCCAGUUUUCUUAUUUACUACCUACAUUCCCCAAAUUUGUCUGUAAUUUAUGAGCCGGUCUUGUCCUUUCUCUAAACGGGUUGAUUUCUGCUACUGCGGAGGAGGGUCAUCAGAAAAAAAACCAGGACGCAGAUCAUAGCAAGCCUUCACAAGCAGGUUUUGAAGCAGUGGGAGUGUUAAUUGAUUGAAGCAGGGGCAGUUCUCAUCUCCUAUUGUUUUCCUUUCGGUUUUCUUAUCUUUGGAGUCGGUUAUUUCUUUUGGGGUUCAAUCCUUGCCUCAAAAAAAAGAUCAGAUAUUUGCCUCUAUAAACUAGUGUACAGCAGGUACAGAGAAGAAGGAAAAAAAAAAGAGAAAAAUUGAGGUCCUUGGUAUCAGGAUGAGAGAUUUCCCUUCUUGCUUUGGCGAAAAUGGGGUUCAAGUUGCGGAUUCCUCUUCCAAUGCCAGCAAAACUGCUCAAAAUUUGGUUACAUGCGUUUACCGGAGUAGAUUACGCGGCCGGUCUUGCUUGAUUACUGUUACAUGGAGCAAGAACCUGAUGGGUCAAGGCCUUAGCGUUGGGAUCGAUGAUUCUACCAACCAAUGUCUCUGUAAAGUUGAUAUAAAACCCUGGUUGUUCUCCAAGAGAAAAGGGUUCAAGAGUUUAGAGGCAGAUUCUAGUAAAGUUGAUAUAUACUGGGACCUCUCAUCGGCUAAAUUUGGAUCCAGCCCUGAGCCAUUGGAAGGCUUCUAUCUGGCUGUCGUCUUUGAUCGGGAGAUGGUUCUCCUCCUUGGGGAUUUGAGUAAGGAGGCAUACAAGAAGACCAGCGCGGCGCCUGUUCCUUCCAGUGCUAUUUUCAUCGCUAAGAGGGAGCACAUUUUCGGAAAGAGGGUUUAUGGCACCAAAGCGCAGUUCUGCGAUAAUGGACAGAUCCAUGACGUUACGAUCGAGUGUGAUACGGUUGGUCUGAACGACCCCUGCCUCUUGAUCCGCAUAGACACUAAGACGGUGAUGCAAGUGAAGCGCCUCAGAUGGAAGUUUCGUGGAAACCAAACUAUUUUGGUUGAUGGGCUUCCAGUUGAAGUUUUCUGGGAUGUCCACAACUGGCUCUUUGGUCCAGCUCUUGGAAGUGCAGUUUUUAUGUUCCAGACUUGCCUUUCCGCUGAGAAGUUGUGGGGCAGCCAUACGUCCUCUGAUCCCACUAUAAUUCCUUGGUCUUGCUCGCAAAUAUUUAGAGAUUCCCAAUUACAGGGCCUUGGUUUUUCACUGAUUUUGUAUGCUUGGAAGAAUGAGUAAAGGUGUAUUCCUCCUCGUUGAGUGCUAACAAUAUUUUUAGUGAGUGAUUAUUUUUGUUAACGAUGUGCUUGAAUUACAUUAAAUGUGAUUUAUAGGUGGCUUCAUUCGUUUCUCCUCAAACUUUUCUCACCUCAAAGUCUAAAUUAAAUUGAAUAAUUCAAAUAGAUCAGUAAUGAUAUGAUUUUUAUUAA
Molecule: messenger RNA, 1930 nt
Organism: Nelumbo nucifera (sacred lotus)
Lineage: Eukaryota; Viridiplantae; Streptophyta; Magnoliopsida; Proteales; Nelumbonaceae
Source: RefSeq, a predicted model, not a curated record